UUUUGUUGUUUCCAUUGGGUCUGAUUCUGCAUAGUCUGUUGAGCACCAAUAUACACACUUUUUACUGAUUUUUUCUGCUAAUGGGAAAGAUGGGCAAUUUGAAAAGAGUGGCCGGUUUGGAAUGGGCCCGCGCAAUUUUGAUUUGAAAAUUGCCAUUGUGGGCUGGGGAAGAAUGGGUAAAUUGGAAACGGGAGAAAGUGUGGAAAUUGCGAUGGGGGAAAAUGGGUGGGGAAAGGGUGUGAGGAAAUUGAAGAGGGGCCAACCCAAAGGCGAUUGUGUUGAUUUGGAAAUUACCAUUAUGAAUGCGGGGAAGAAUGGGUAAAUUGGAAAUGGGGCAUUUGAAAUUGCGGACAGUGUGUGUAAAAAUCAAUAAAGCCAUUUGAAACAGU
Molecule: messenger RNA, 389 nt
Organism: Galdieria sulphuraria
Lineage: Eukaryota; Rhodophyta; Bangiophyceae; Galdieriales; Galdieriaceae
Exons: 1
Coding region: 122-322 (66 amino acids)
Source: RefSeq, a predicted model, not a curated record